AGUGUGUUUAUAGAAAACGGUAAAGUACCUGUUUCUGUGACAGUGGGGCCUGACAUCUUCAUACAAUUAUAGGAAUAAUAGUCAGACUUCAUGGCCAAUUGUAUCACCUUAAAAAGGAUCAUUUUUAACAUCAACAGAUAUGCUGAAAAUGCUUAUAACAGUUGUCAAGUAGACAGACACGCACACACCACUUGAUUCCAAUUAUCAUUCAUUCCAGAUGGUGGAAUAAUAAUUAAAUCAAUAAGUCAUUAUUCUAAAUAAUCAAUCACGCUUAUUUUCUUGUCCCUUGAGUAAAUAUAAUAUAAUCUUAUUGGAGAGGAGUGGGUGGGACUUUGUUCUAAUAGUUUUUUGUUUUAGUUUUAAAUUACGCGCUUGUCUAGUGUUACCUUUAUGUGCCAGAAUACCUCUCCAGGCGCGAGACAAGUACGCUGCUGUAGUCGACCUCGAGGCAGUUUUUUUUUUUUUAAACUACCUCACAGUCAAUAGGAUAUUAUACGGCUUUAGUCUAAAGCAUGAAGGCGCUAACAUUUGGGCUGAGCCUUAUUCGACAUGGGGAAACGCAGUACAAUAAAGAAGGCCUGCUACAAGGCCAGGCCAUAGAUUCACCCUUGUCUGACAUCGGGCUGCAGCAGGCUGAGGCAGCAGGCUGUUACCUUAAAGAUGUUGCGUUCAGCAACGUGUUUGUCAGCGAUAUGCUGCGGGCCCAGCAGACUGCUGAAACAAUAAUGAAACACAACCGUAGUUGUUCUGGUGUACAAAUGGUGUGUGACUCUUUACUUAAAGAGAAAAGCUUCGGGAUAGCAGAGGGGCAGCGGGUGCAGGACGUGAGAGAGAUGGCCAAGGCAGCCGGUCAGUCGUUUCCAGACUUCACCCCUCCAAAGGGGGAGACUCAGGAGCAGGUGAAAGAGCGGGUCAAAGAGUUUUUGGAGAAAACUCUCCAGCAAAUUGGGGCCGAACACUGGCGUGACAGAGGGGAGGAUGAGAGCUCCUUCUCCGCUCAGUCAGAAACAUCCCCCGUGGAGGGGCAGGCGGACGAUGGGGUCAGGGGUGUCCCGGUCCACGCUUUGGUCGUCACCCACGGCGCCUACAUGUGCGUGGCGGUGCGUUUCUUCGUGGAAGAGUUACAUUGCUCCUUGCCUCCGGGCUCCGACAAAGCACAUAUGUUCGCUUUAAGUCCCAACACGGGUCUGUGUCGGUUUUUACUUACCAUGAGAAAAGAGGAUGACCGGUUCAAAUUGUCAGGGAUCCGCUGUGUGUUCGUCCACAGGGGGGGGGGGCAUGUUAAAAAGUAGGAGCUAAAUGACGUAAGAGACAACACUGAAAGUUUACAAUUUUCCUAGCUUGUUUUUACAAAUGUAAUUAAGAAUAAAUCUAAGGUCCAGUAUCCAGGUGCUGUUGAUUGUUUGUAUAGUUUACCAGAGGCAGUAUCUUAAAAACACAUUAUAGUAUUCUUAAAUUGAUGGAAUUCAGACCUCGAGUUUAAAGUCAUCAAUAUUUGAUACUGUGGCCUAAAACAAAAUCUGAUUUGUUCUAUUUUCAGGGUAUAUAAUGCUGUUUCAUGAGUUGAUCACCUUUAUUUCAACUCAUAGACGGUUUGUGUCGUCACUUGUCUGGCUGUUCAUUACUGUACACGUGGGCAGCUUUGUGCUCUAAUGAGUCCAUGUUUCUAUAUUUACUCUCCGGAAGUUCAUAGAUCCUACGUAGGAACACAGCGCAGAACUGCAUCAGUGUUGACUUUUUGGGAAAUCAGUGACUUUUUCAUUGCUUGGAAUGAACACUUGGGUCAACGAGGGCAAAUGCAUACUAGAAACAGUGCAUGCAUGCUGUGUGUUGUACUGUAGCAUGUGGUUUCUCCACUUUUCACGGCACUCUCAGCUGUUGUCUCUGUGAUCCUGCAAUUGAAAACACCAGGAUCGCCGUCAGACUUGAGCAGGUUAGAAUAUUUCUUAAAUCAGAAAAUGUAGCCGUUACAUGUUUCUGUGUCAGAGUAAGGUAUCUGUGGAAACUUGCCAACAGCGAUGAAAGAUCUUUUCCCAAUAAAAACCACAUUCAGUCUACUCUGGCUCUCAUUUGUUCAUCUUUGCAUAGUAUAAAUCUUUGAUUUUACAUUUUGAUUUAUAAACAUAUCCUAGCUGAGAACAUUUCCAUUUAAGUAAGCAUGCUCCUUCAUUCGCAUACAUUUGUUUGAUGCGCAUUACUUCUUUUGGACAUUAUUUGUCCAGGUCUAAUAUUUGCUAGUUACAUAACCAAUUGGCUGUGUGCAUAAUAACCAUGUGAUUGUGUUGGUUGGUGGGAAAAAUACUUCUAGUAGGUUUCAUGCAGGUGUCCUAAGUGACCGGUUACUGUCAUCGCCAUAACCAACGACAGAAAACGUCGGUGAGGCACUUACUGGUAUUUUGUUGUAAAGGACCCCAAAUGAAAACGUGAACCCAAGAGGAGAGUUAAUAACACGAGACCCACAUUCAUUCCCAGUUCCUGAUUUUCCUUCAAUAUGCAGGAUUUGCUAUAGAAAGUAAGUAUAGACACAUCACACAGACAAUCCACUGAGUAGUUACCAUUUAUUUUUUUCACAUAAGAAAUAACACAACAUGAAAUGUAUAAAUAAUAA
Anarrhichthys ocellatus (wolf-eel) is the source of this 2608-nucleotide messenger RNA. It is a transcript of the gene tigara, whose product is annotated as TP53 induced glycolysis regulatory phosphatase a. Bases 513 to 1292 code for a protein of 259 amino acids. Gene Ontology annotation, biological process: negative regulation of glycolytic process; regulation of pentose-phosphate shunt. The record is from RefSeq and is a predicted model, not a curated record. The transcript is spliced from 6 exons. NCBI's taxonomy places the organism in Eukaryota, Metazoa, Chordata, Actinopteri, Perciformes, Anarhichadidae. Gene Ontology annotation, cellular component: cytosol. Gene Ontology annotation, molecular function: fructose-2,6-bisphosphate 2-phosphatase activity.